GCCUUCUGUCAUGAUGUGUGUUUGCAUGUUUAUCUCUGAUUGCUGUAGUAUCAGCACUGAUACGAAGGUUUCGGGGUUCAUUCGUAGACAUUACUGAUUUAUUAAUUUUUUUUUACAAUUAUACAACAUAUUUAUAGAAAUAUACAGUAGGAAGCGCUCGAUCAGGGGGGUUUAAUUCAAAUCGCGGAACAUUUAUUAGUUUAAUCACCGCGGCGGCUCACAGGCUGUUUAUCCAUAACGCUGCAGCUCCUGGGACAGCACGAUCUCCCUCGCGCGUGCACGUACACACACGCGCUCACACUCGCACGAACGCAUAUACACACACACCAGGGGUUGACUGGACGAGAAAUGAGGCGCACACACCGAUCCUGCACGGCGUGACACCACGUAUCAGCCGACAUCCCCCUGAUCGCGGCCAUCUGCGGAUGUCAUUUGAAGACCUAAAGCGUUGUGAGUUGUGCGGGAUCCAGAAAGACUAUGAUCACUUACGAGCAUUUCAGAGCGCGCAAGCGGAGGGAGAUGCUCCUGGCGCAAGUGUGUGUGGUGUGCGGAGUGCUGCUGGCGGCCUGGUGCAUGUCAGCGCUUCUUACCAAAACAGGUCAUGGGAUUGUGUUAAAGGAGCACAUUGCUGGACCCACAGACCAUCUGGGUCGAAGACUGAUGGCCACUGACUUAGACAAUGAGACUACAGAAAAAAACUGCUCUGACCCAGCCAUCCAUGAGUUUCCUGGGGAUCUGUUCACAAACCGAGAGCGAAUGCAAGGAGCUGUCCUGCUACAUAUAUUUGCUGCGGUCUACAUGUUCCUGGCUCUAGCUAUUGUGUGUGAUGACUACUUUGUCACGUCUCUAGAGAAGAUCUGUGAAAAACUGCACCUGAGUGAGGACGUAGCUGGUGCGACAUUUAUGGCUGCUGGAAGCUCAGCUCCGGAGCUUUUUGCCUCUGUCAUUGGUGUUUUCAUCACGCAUGGAGAUGUGGGUGUGGGCACAAUCGUGGGCUCAGCUGUCUUCAACAUUCUCUGCAUCAUUGGUGUGUGUGGAAUCUUUGCUGGACAGGUUGUCUAUCUUACCAAGUUUUCUGUCUUUCGGGAUUCCCUUUACUACACGCUGUCGGUUGUUGCACUUAUAGUAUUUAUCUAUGAUGGGCAGAUAAUGUGGUGGGAGAGUCUGGUGCUCGUGGUCAUGUAUGUUGGCUACAUAAUCAUUAUGAAGUUUAACACCACCUUACAUAACUUCUUUUCGGGGAAAGAAGAUAAGGGUGUUUCCAAUGGUAAUGCAGUAAGCAGCGAGCUGGAGGACGGUAAUGCAUAUUAUGAGCAGUAUUGGGAUGAUCCCUCAUGGCCAUUGCUCAGCUCAGUAAAGCCCUGUAAGAUGUACGCACGCGGCUCAGUUGUGAUGGUGGAUGAGAUGAUGAACUCCAGUCCUCCAAACUACCGCUUCCCGGACGCUGGCCUCAGAGUCAUGAUCACCAACCAUUUUGGGCCUAAAACCCGUCUGCGCAUGGCGAGCCGACUUAUCAUUAAUGAGCAACAGCGACUAAUGCAGUCCUCUAAUGGAAUUGAGGGGACACUAGUAUCAGAUGGCAAAGCAGAAACGAUGGAGAAUGGCAUUGUUUCAGAGGACAAACUAUCAGAGGAGGAGGAUAAUGAGCUGUCCUCGCCCUUCACCAUACCUGGGGACGCUAUGAACAGAGUGAAGUUCAUCGUUUCAUGGCCUAUCCUGGUGUUGCUGUACUUCACCGUGCCGAACUGUGGGAAGCCACGCUGGGAGAACUUCUUUAUGGUCUCCUUUAUUCUCUCUACUCUGUGGAUUGCUGUCUUCUCAUACUUCAUGGUGUGGAUGGUGACGAUUAUCGGAUACACACUGGGAAUACCUGAUGUUAUAAUGGGCAUCACUUUCCUUGCAGCCGGCACUAGUGUCCCAGACUGCAUAGCUAGUCUUAUAGUUGCUAGACAAGGUCUGGGAGAUAUGGCUGUCUCCAACACAAUUGGUAGCAAUGUCUUUGAUAUUCUGGUUGGGCUCGGUGUUCCCUGGGCCCUGCAGACAAUGGCUGUCAACUAUGGAUCUGUGGUAUCUGUCACUCUCUCUCUCUCUCCUGGACAAAUACACUCACACUCACACGCAUUCACACUGAACAACCCAGAAAUCCACAGCACUGCUGACAUUAUAAAUGUAAAAAAAAAAAACUGUGUUGGUUCAUUCAAUUUCUCUACUCUUGUCUCAGGUGAAAAUCAACAGCAGAGGAUUGGUAUAUUCUGUGGUGCUGCUCCUGGGCUCUGUUGGUUUGACUGUCCUGGGGAUCCAUGUCAAUAGAUGGAAGUUAGACUUAAAGCUGGGUGUGUAUGUGCUGCUGCUGUACGCCAUCUUUGUGUGCUUCUCCAUCUUGAUUGAGUACAACAUUUUUACCUUCGUCAAUCUGCCCAUGUGUCAGGAAGUCUAAUAGGUUUAGUUUUUCAGACUUGACCUACUGUACCACCCUUGAUCCCUGUCAAUUUUUUUUAAAAACAUUUUAUUUUUGCUGAAAACUACCAUGUCCCACACCAUGUGACACUGCAGUCAAAGACAUUACAUUAUGCUGUACCUGUCCAUGGAAAUGAGGCAUCAGUUCUGUGUUCAGGAUAUCAGACAAAUAGACUUAUGUCUUGGGCAGCACUCAUUCUUACCGGAUUUUCCGACUCUGGCAUUAUAGCAUGUCCAGUCCGUACACAGGAAAAGAGGAAUGCUGCUGAGUGAAACAAUAUGAACACAUCACAGUUACACUCUUUCAUCUGGUCUUCCCUGAAGGAUAUUAAAAUCCAACAAAAAUGAACCAUGCACUUUAUACCUAUACUGUAGGGUGAAGACUCUAGGUCACACUAUGAUUGCUUUAAGGAAAGACUUGAGCUCUUUUCUGCUCUAAUGCAAUAGGAAGCAAUAAAAACAGAAGCAGUCAAUUAGGUCAUUACAGAUUUUUUUUUUUUUUUUUUUUUUAAGCAUUACAUGACAAUAUUUGUGAAGGCAGCAAUGCAAUACAGCGGGACUGUGACUGCAGCUUGCUGAAGCAGCAUAUACGAAAAUAGAUACCAUCUGCAGUUCUUCGAUGAAUCCUGCUGUCGAAGGUCCAUUCAAUAUUGAUUAACAUUUCCUGUCUGUUCAACUGAUAGGCAAGGACUUCAUUAAAUCAAAAAGGACCGAUUUAACCUUUUAAACCGGGUUCAAGGCCCUUGAUGAUAUUGAAGACAUAUUUCAGAAUUUAAGUUACUGACCAACACAAAUCUUGGUGUUGACAUUAACAGUCCUCUGGUUUGAGCCAGUACUUUUUCCAGGUGAAGCGGGUGGAUGCACAUCUACUGUACACUCCAGUUCCUCUUACUGCAUCUCUGUAAUAUGUUUUUGUGUGUGGUGCAUGAUUUGACACAAGCAAAUCACAUCGAUCUCCCUAAAUGGCAGCUACCACUCCAUC
This is a messenger RNA of Clarias gariepinus (North African catfish), 3439 nucleotides long. RefSeq names its product solute carrier family 24 member 4a (gene slc24a4a). Gene Ontology annotation, molecular function: calcium, potassium:sodium antiporter activity; calcium channel activity. Gene Ontology annotation, biological process: calcium ion transmembrane transport; intracellular calcium ion homeostasis. The record is from RefSeq and is a predicted model, not a curated record. Bases 478 to 2310 code for a protein of 610 amino acids. NCBI's taxonomy places the organism in Eukaryota, Metazoa, Chordata, Actinopteri, Siluriformes, Clariidae. Gene Ontology annotation, cellular component: membrane. The transcript is spliced from 16 exons.